Panicum hallii is the source of this 1099-nucleotide messenger RNA. Its product is annotated as lipid phosphate phosphatase epsilon 2, chloroplastic-like. Bases 51 to 1001 code for a protein of 316 amino acids. Gene Ontology annotation, molecular function: dolichyldiphosphatase activity. The record is from RefSeq and is a predicted model, not a curated record. Lineage: Eukaryota; Viridiplantae; Streptophyta; Magnoliopsida; Poales; Poaceae. Gene Ontology annotation, biological process: protein N-linked glycosylation; lipid biosynthetic process. The transcript has 4 exons. Gene Ontology annotation, cellular component: endoplasmic reticulum membrane; intracellular membrane-bounded organelle.
CAUUGCCGUCAAACACGUGGGGUGACCCUCAAAAUAAAAAAAAUAACCACAUGGGGCGAAGCUGCCAAACAUUCAAACCUCAUAGAUGCCCCUCUCCCGGAGGCCCCCAAGAUGCUCUCUCUUCCUCCAUUAGAUUAGAUCAGCUCCCUCCUCGCUGUCCCGUGUCCUCCUCUCCAAGAACCAUGUCCUCCUUGUUGCUUCAAUCUCCGAGGGCUCGCCUCCUCCUGACCGCCCCGUCGAGCCGACGCCACCUGCAAUGCAAAGAACAUCUCUUGUUGCCGCGGAGGAUGCCAAGGGUGCGGCUCGGCGUGCGCAUGGCCGAUACGGCCUGGGUCGAGAGCGGCGGCGGGGCGUCGCCGGAGGUCGGGGUCUCCGCCGAGGGAGGCGCGGUGCAGGACCUGGGAAGAGAUGACGAACUGCGAGGCCCGUCGCCGGAAGCGAACGGGUGGGCGACCGUGGAGGCGGCGCUGAACUGGGUGAGCAAAUGGCUGGUGGCGGCUUCUUAUGUUUUUGCAGGUCUUUGGAAGCAUGAUGUGGAAUUUAUGUGGGUUUUGCUGGGUGCGGCUGCCAGCUACCUGCUUUCACUGUUUCUUAAAAGGGUGCUAAACCAUGAAAGACCGUCAGAUUUACGGUCUGAUCCUGGGAUGCCAUCCUCCCAUGCACAAUCCAUCUGCUAUGCUGCGACGUUCCUAGUUCUUUCAUUGUACCACUACCUUGGGACAAACUAUCUGACGAUGAUCCUUGGACCAGCAACUCUGUCAACGGCCUUCUAUCUGUCAUGGCUACGGGUGUCGCGGCGCCUUCACACGCUGAACCAGGUCAUGGCGGGCGCUGCCGUAGGAUCUGCCUUCGGUGCCCUGUGGUUUGUGCUCUGGCGCUCGCUCGUGCAGGAGGCAAUUGCUUCGUCGCCGUCGGCGAAGAUUGCGGCCAUCCUCGUAUCAGCAGCAUCCUGUGUCGGUGUCAUCGUUUACAUGAUGGGCCAUUGGGUCAAGACUGAGUGAUUGUACCUCACAGCUGCAGUUGGUAACAAACGUUCUUGCUGGACAAAUUAGAAAUUAUUAUGAGUAAAUAUUCAUGAAACAUGACAGUUCAAAGCCCA